This is a messenger RNA of Diceros bicornis minor, 773 nucleotides long. RefSeq names its product trafficking protein particle complex subunit 1 (gene TRAPPC1). Bases 61 to 498 code for a protein of 145 amino acids. The record is from RefSeq and is a predicted model, not a curated record. Gene Ontology annotation, cellular component: TRAPP complex. NCBI's taxonomy places the organism in Eukaryota, Metazoa, Chordata, Mammalia, Perissodactyla, Rhinocerotidae. Gene Ontology annotation, biological process: endoplasmic reticulum to Golgi vesicle-mediated transport. The transcript has 5 exons.
GUGGGGUGGGGCUCCGUGAAAACCGGAAGUAUCUAGUGACGGGCAGUCGGAGCAGUUCCGAUGACUGUCCACAACCUGUACCUGUUUGACCGGAAUGGAGUGUGUCUGCAUUACAGCGAGUGGCACCGCAAGAAGCAAGCGGGGAUCCCCAAGGAGGAGGAGUACAAGCUGAUGUACGGGAUGCUCUUCUCUAUCCGCUCGUUUGUCAGCAAGAUGUCCCCGCUAGACAUGAAGGACGGCUUCCUGGCCUUCCAAACCAGCCGUUACAAACUCCAUUACUACGAGACGCCCACUGGAAUCAAGGUUGUCAUGAAUACUGACUUGGGCGUGGGACCCAUCCGAGAUGUGCUGCACCACAUCUACAGUGCGCUGUAUGUGGAGCUGGUGGUGAAGAAUCCCCUGUGCCCGCUGGGCCAAACUGUGCAGAGCGAGCUCUUCCGCUCCCGACUAGACUCCUACGUCCGCUCUCUGCCCUUCUUCUCCGCCCGAGCUGGCUGAAGGAAGCACCCUACCUCACCCCUCAGGAGAAUCCUGUCUGCCUGGGGCCCUUCCUAGCCUGUUUCACCUGCGGGCCCCCACUGCCAGCCUCUCCAGGCCCUCAGGCCCCCCAAGCAGCCCUCCCAGGGCACCAACCAAAAGUUUGCCCUGGUGCCCUCUGACUCGCAGGAAGGAAGCCUCUAGGAGUCCCUACACCUCCAAACCAGGCCCAUUCUCCAGUUUUAUCCCCUACUUGACACUGUGAGAAGUACAGAAUAAACUUUUUUUUCACCCUC